This is a messenger RNA of Cottoperca gobio, 1864 nucleotides long. It is a transcript of the gene mxd3, whose product is annotated as MAX dimerization protein 3. The transcript is spliced from 6 exons. NCBI's taxonomy places the organism in Eukaryota, Metazoa, Chordata, Actinopteri, Perciformes, Bovichtidae. Gene Ontology annotation, molecular function: DNA-binding transcription factor activity, RNA polymerase II-specific; protein dimerization activity; RNA polymerase II cis-regulatory region sequence-specific DNA binding. The record is from RefSeq and is a predicted model, not a curated record. Gene Ontology annotation, biological process: regulation of transcription by RNA polymerase II. Bases 121 to 723 code for a protein of 200 amino acids.
UGCAACGCCAGUGUGGGUUGAGUACGUAGCACAGAAACAGCUUCAUCUACUUCAGGCUGUUGACGCUUACACCACAGUAGAUUGUUUAACCGCGUUUGCUUUAUUUGACCAAACAUAAUAAUGGACGGAAACAUUAGCAACAUCCAGGUGCUUCUUCGGGCUGCUGAGUUUCUGGAGCGAAAAGAGCGAGAGGCAGAACAUGGAUAUGCUUCCAUGCCUCUCAGUCCAGAAUUCUCUGACAAGAGAAGCAAACAGAGGAACAAAAAGAUGUCUGCUGGUGGUGGUGGCAAUAGGUCGGUUCACAACGAGCUGGAAAAAAACAGACGAGCUCAACUGAGGCACUGCCUGGAGGAGCUGAAGAAGCAAGUUCCUCUGUCAUCUGACUCGAUGAGGAACACCACGCUCAACCUGCUGAGACGAGCCCAACUUCACAUAAAGAAGCUGCAGGAGCAGGAUGAGCGUGCAGAGCAGCUAAAAGGCCGCCUGCGCUGGGAGCAGAGAGAGCUGCGGGUUCGGUUGGAGCUGCUGCAAAGAGGCACGGAGAGGAUGAGGAACGACAGUCAGGGGUCGACCAUGUCGUCCGAGAGGUCGGACUCCGACAGAGAGGAUGUGGAGGUCGACGUGGAAGGAAUCAUGUUCGACUGCGUGGACUCUGACGGACUGAGCAUUACGCAGACUGAUGCAGACCACUGUUAUUCCAGCAUGGAUAAUGCCUGGCUAUGACGGCAGUAAACCUACGCUAACUCGCUUAACGUCAGGAGGAGGAGAAAAACAUUCAAAAAACAAGCCAACGGAGGAAGAGGGAGAAUGGAGAAAAACGUUACUGUACAACUGAACACUUUUUUAAAACAGUAAUAACUUUUGACAUCAAAAUAUGUCAGACUACGAGCUAAAAAAUAGUUUUACAAAUGAACUGUGUCCAUUUUGCACUGAAUAGCAGUUAAAAUCACUGGGCUAGGAUGGAUGUAACAUUACGCAUAUAUAUAUAUUUUCUGGCAUUUCUUUCCUAAGCCACGACGUCUCUGUAACUUGAUGAUUCAAACAGUUCUACAUAUCAUCUUUAAGGGCUUUUUAAAAUCCAAAUGAGGGCUUUUUAUUUAAACCUCUUAAUUUAUUCUUUACUACAGUAUGUCAAUAGUAAAUUCUGCCUUAAAUCAGAUUUGGUCUAGUAUUCCAUACAGCUUUUCUUUAGCACUAAAUUCAUAUUUCCGUUAUGCCAUGUGUAGCAUGCACUUAAACAUUAAUCUAUGAUUUGUAUUAUCGUCCUAUUAUGUAAGGUCAGUCAUGUCUUUAUCUUCUGUUGCACAAAACGUCCACACAUUGCACUUGUUUUGUCUCAAAGAUGGCGUAUAUCAGAAAGAAAACAGUGAACCAAAACUGGCCAUAUUUGCACAUUUUAGUCUGGUAAUUAAGUAACUGGCAAAUAUUCAUUUGGUGUAUUUGUACACAAUCCAGUCUGUGAUCAAGUGCAAGAAUUUUGAUGCAUCGUGAGAGCAUAUGGAGAAGUAUUAUGGCAGUUUCUUCACUGCUAAUAUUAACUGGUCGUUUCCACAACUGUACACUCCAUUGCUUGUGCAUUUGUCAAUAUAAAAUGUCAAUUAUGCAUGCAACAUUCACCAGUCAGGCAGGUAAUGUCAACUUGUAGUAAUUAUGCUAUUUAUGCUGUAUUACAAGUAUGUAUCAUAUUCAUUGCUAUAUAUUUAAUAACUGAAGGUGCUUUUACCCUUCACUUUUGUAUAUGCAAGAUGCCUUAUUACAUUUUUUUAAUAGUAUGUACGCAUUAAUCUAUCUUUCCACCCAGUAAUAUAAUGUAGCAUUUUUGUACUGGUGCAAGCUUUUUUAUUGAAUAAAUAUUUUGUAUAUU